AUUCCAAUCUCACUCUAAUGACUUGUUUAUAAAGAGAUUUCUGCUUCCACAAUUUUCAUAAAACAUUUAUCUGUUAAUGAGUGAAAAAAAAACUACCAAGUCAUGGCUGAUGAGGUGGUUUUGUUAGGUUUCUGGAUAAGUCCUUAUGGGAUGAGAGCAAGAAUAGCCCUUGCUGAAAAGGGUGUCAAGUAUGAGUUCAUAGAUAAAGAUCCCAGGGAGAAUUGGCCUUAUCUUCUACAAAUGAACCCGGUUCACAAGAAAAUCCCGGUUCUAAUCCACAAUGGCAAACCUAUUUGUGAGUCACUUGUAAUUGUUGAGUAUAUUGAUGAGGUUUGGAAGGAUAGAUCUCCUUUGUUGCCUUCUGAUCCCUACCAGAGAGCACAAGCUAGAUUUUGGGCUGACUAUGUUGAUAAGAAGAUAUAUGAAGCUGGAAAGAAAGUGUAUAGGACCAAAAAAGGAGAAGAACAAGAAGCAGCCAAGAAGGAAUUCAUAGAUAUGCUCAAAUUGUUGGAGAAACAGCUGGGAGACAAGGCUUAUUUUGGAGGAGACAGACUUGGUUUGGUAGAUAUAGCCCUAAUCCCAUUCUACAGUUGGUUUGAAACCUAUGAGAAGUUUGGAAACCUUAAUAUAGAGAUUGAGUGCCCUAAGUUCAUUGCAUGGGCUAAUCGGUGCAUGCAGAUUGAGAGUGUUUCCAAGUCUCUUCUUCCUAACCAGCAUAAGGUCUAUGAGUUCAUUGCAGAUGCCCUAAAGAAAUUAGGAUUUUCGUAAUCAUUGGUGUUGUUGUCGACAAAGGGUUUGGACCGGAGUGGGACAACAUAGAAGUGGUGGUGAUGGUAUAGUGUGAACGUUUGGUGAAGACAGUGAGGAAUACCCGUAACAAUUCAUAUAUCAUUUAUCGUCUAAUAUCUUAUUUGUUUUUAAUUUUC
This is a messenger RNA of Medicago truncatula (barrel medic), 926 nucleotides long. RefSeq names its product probable glutathione S-transferase. The coding region runs from base 103 to 768 and encodes 221 amino acids. Gene Ontology annotation, molecular function: glutathione transferase activity. The record is from RefSeq and is a predicted model, not a curated record. Gene Ontology annotation, cellular component: cytoplasm. Gene Ontology annotation, biological process: glutathione metabolic process. The transcript is spliced from 3 exons. NCBI's taxonomy places the organism in Eukaryota, Viridiplantae, Streptophyta, Magnoliopsida, Fabales, Fabaceae.